CUCAUGCUUAACGUAGUGUUUAGGCAGCCAUGCUGAAGAAGAUGACAACCCUUUCAGCACUGCUGGCACUGAUUCUGGUUGAUCUGCUAAAGGCACAAGGUACCCCUGUUACUCCUGUGCUUGAGACAACAAGUGUGGAGCAAAGCAGAGAUCCCAGCAUACAACCAAGCACAGAGCUGCCCCUGCCCUACAGCAGAGACCCAUACAAGGAGGAAGGCACGGAGCAAGUUGGGAAUAAUGGAGUGCAAGAAGGUGAACAGGCCACUUGGGAGCUGAGCGGAGAGCCAAGUACUGAACCUACCCCUGAGCCAAGCAUGGACCCAAGCAAAGAACCAACCCAGGAGUCAACCACCGAAAUAUCUGAAUAAAUUACCAUAUUAAAUCUCGGUGGAAAAGAAACAGCCACAUAUACCUAACAGAGUUGGUUUCGCCACACAAGAACACACAGGCAGUGCCUGCAGCAAGCUGGAUGGUGGAGUAGUUCCUAAAACUACAGCUUGCAGGAAAACUGUAACUACAGCCUUCAGGUCAAGAACCCUGUCUAGUUCAUGCUUACUGUACAAGGUUAAUUACCUAAGAGGUGACCUGUGCUGCUCUGCUUGCAGAAUAACCUGAAAUAAAGAAUGUCAUUGCAACUACAUGCUUUGUAUUAUUGUAAAACCUCCACCUGAACAAAAAGAAAGACUUUAAGGUAUUUUUUUUCUAGUUUUUUUCUCAAACUUAUCUCAAAGAACUGAUGA
Molecule: messenger RNA, 740 nt
Organism: Pezoporus occidentalis (night parrot)
Lineage: Eukaryota; Metazoa; Chordata; Aves; Psittaciformes; Psittacidae
Product: diacylglycerol kinase kappa-like
Exons: 3
Coding region: 30-368 (112 amino acids)
Source: RefSeq, a predicted model, not a curated record